UAAGCGGUGAAAGCAACAAAGACGCAGCCUGACCGAGAGAGGAGAGAGAUGGCAACUCCCAGCAAUGGCAGCUCGGACUCUUUUGUCAAGAUGCCAACCAUAAAGUUCACGAAGCUGUUCAUCGAUGGAGAAUUUGUUGACUCUGUUUCAGGAUGAUGAUGUAUGGAGGAACAUAUAUGUUAGCUAGAGUACUAUAGUAAUUGAAUUUAUCUGUGGGAAACUCUUCCAACCAAAAACAAAACAAAAACAGGAAAGACUUUCGAGACUAUAGAUCCAAGAACCGAGGAGGUGAUUGCGAGGGUGGCGGAAGGGGACAAGGAGGAUGUCAAUUUGGCCGUGGAGGCUGCGCGUGGAGCUUUCGAUCAUGGUCCAUGGCCCCGUUUGCCCGGCUCUAUAUUGAUUAGUCUUCGGAAAGAAGUCUUCUGGUGUCACGGGCGUGGUGGACACGGGAACGCAACUCCCCGAGCAAAGAUAUUAGAGGGAGAGAGAGAUUAUUUUUAGUCAAAGGAGAGAGGAAGGAUUAUGAUGAAAUUUGCAGAUUUGAUUGAUGAACAUGUAGAAGAAUUAGCUGCCUUGGAGACUAUUGAUGCUGGGAAAUUGUUUGGUCUAGCUAAGUUAGUAGACGUUCCUUCGGGAGCAAAAACCCUACGAUACUAUGCGGGUGCAGCUGAUAAAAUUCAUGGGGAGGUGUUGAAAAUGUCUCGAGAGUUUCAUGCUUAUACAUUGCGUGAGCCGAUUGGUGUCGUAGGACUCAUCAUUCCCUGGAACUUCCCAACUACCAUAUUAUUUAGCAAGGUUAGCCCUGCCUUAGCUGCCGGCUGCACUAUGGUCGUCAAGCCCGCCGAGCAAACACCCCUUUCAGCUCUUUACUAUGCUCAUCUGGCUAAGCUGGCCGGUAUCCCAAAUGGAGUUCUAAAUGUUAUCACGGGAUUUGGACCGACUGCUGGUGCUUCCAUUAGCUCUCAUAUGGACAUUGAUGGGGUCAGUUUCACUGGUUCCACGAAAAUAGGACGUGAAAUAAUGCAGGCUGCAGCAAAAAGCAAUUUAAAAGUGGUUUCACUUGAAUUGGGAGGCAAGUCACCCCUUGUAAUUUUUGACGAUGCUGAUGUAGAAAAAGCUGCUCAACUUGCUCUGUUGGGCAUUCUAUUUAAUAAGGGAGAAAUAUGUGUGGCAAGUUCUCGCGUUUUUGUUCAAGAAGGAAUUUACGAUGAAUUUGUGAAGAAGUUAGUGGAAAAGGCAAAAGAUUGGGUAGUUGGGGAUCCUUUUGAUCCUAAAGUAAAUCAGGGACCCCAGGUUGACAAGAAGCAGUUUGAAAAGAUCCUUUUCUAUAUAGAUCAUGGAAAGAGAGAAGGAGCAACCUUGUUAACCGGUGGUAAGCCCGUGGGGGGCAAGGGCUACUAUAUUGAGCCAACCAUUUUCACAGAUGUUAAGGAAGACAUGCUAAUAGUGAAAGAUGAAAUAUUUGGACCUGUGAUGGCUCUCAUGAAGUUCAAAACAAUUGAUGAGGCGAUUAAAAAGGCCAACAACACAAAAUAUGGACUUGCAGCAGGUAUCGUGACCAAGAACUUAGACGUGGCUAACACAGUGUCAAGAUCAAUCCGUGCCGGGGUCGUUUGGAUCAAUUGCUAUUUUGCUUUCGACAGAGACUGCCCUUAUGGAGGGUACAAGAUGAGUGGGUUUGGAAGAGAUAAUGGUUUAGAAGCCCUUCACAAGUAUCUUCAAGUUAAAUCAGUUGUGACACCCAUUUACAACUCUCCUUGGCUUUGAAUCAGUGUGGCUAAUUCGGUUUGGCAAAUGGCCAUAACACACAGCUUGCAGAUAAUCAAAAGAUUUUGAUUUUUUUUUUUUCCUAAUCUUUUUCGUGAUUGAAGAGAAACAUUGUGACUGCAAUAUAUAUGUGGAAGAAUAAAUUCAAGCAUAUUAUGGAUCGAUGCCUCGAUGCCUUACAGUACUGGCCGAUCCUAUAGGGUACGUAAUUUCAGUUUCUUGCAUGUGAAACUUGAUGGGUAGGAUAUUGUAUUAUAUCUUUGAAAUAAUGCAAACAUGAUCAAAUAAAAGAUUGCAGUACUUUAAUGAUUAUUAUUGAAGUACUCUUAAUUAUUAA
This is a messenger RNA of Carya illinoinensis, 2104 nucleotides long. Its product is annotated as aldehyde dehydrogenase family 2 member C4-like. The record is from RefSeq and is a predicted model, not a curated record. Gene Ontology annotation, molecular function: aldehyde dehydrogenase (NAD+) activity. NCBI's taxonomy places the organism in Eukaryota, Viridiplantae, Streptophyta, Magnoliopsida, Fagales, Juglandaceae. The transcript has 10 exons. Bases 523 to 1767 code for a protein of 414 amino acids.